CCCACCCGGAAGCAUUUCGCUGGCGCACACUGGCGAACAUAAACAGCGCGGCAACAAUGCUAGCGUCGGGACGUUUUAUCUUUUAAACAUGAUACACGUUUUGUUUAUUUGAAAGCAUGGCUACAACGUCCGACGCGGGGGAUUUGGAAGAAAGCCGCGCCCGGCUCUGCGAAGAGUUUGCCGGCAUAGCGGGGACCGAUAGCGGCGUGGCUCAGUGCUACUUGGCCGACAAUGACUGGAAUAUGGAGAAAGCUUUAAACGCAUUCUUUGAGGCUGACCUGGAGAAAGUGUUUGAGGCCGAGUGGUCUUCAGAUAAGGAGUCUGAGCCUGCAACCAAGAGACAGAAAGUUGAGGAAAAAACCCCAACAGAGAGCAUAGACUUAACAGCAGACUGUCCCGGCUCGUCAUGCAAGCCCCCCGAUGCCGACGACGCUGGGCUGUCGCUCCUCUCCUGGAAUGUGGACGGACUGGACACGGAGAACCUGGCAGAGCGCGCCAGAGGCUUGUGCUCCUAUUUAGCCCUCUACACACCUGACGUGGUGUUCCUGCAGGAGCUCAUCCCGCCAUAUGUGCAGUAUUUGAAGAAACGGGCCGUCAGCUACCUUAUUCUGGAAGGCAAUGAAGAUGGCUACUUCACUGGCAUGAUGCUAAAGAAGGCGCGGGUCAAACUGCUGGAGAGUGAGAUCGUGGCCUACCCCACCACUCGGAUGAUGAGGAACCUUCUGGUGGCUCAGGUGAGCUUCAAAGGCAGCAAGCUGUGCCUGAUGACGUCACACCUGGAGAGCUGCAAGGGCCAAGGGGGCGAGCGAAUGAAACAACUUGGCGAGGUGAUGCGGAGGAUGAGGGAGGUGCCCGACGACAUCACAGUCCUCUUUGGCGGAGACACAAAUCUCAGAGACAAGGAGGUGGCCAAGGUGGGCCUGCCCGCCGGCGUGUGUGACGUGUGGGAGCGCCUGGGCAAGCAGGAGCACUGCCGCUACACGUGGGACACCACUGCCAACAGCAACAAGAGCGUCCCGUACGUCAGCCGCUGCCGCUUUGACCGCGUUUACCUGCGCCCGGCCGCCCGUGACGGGGUGUCCACCUUGGCCCCCGACCACAUGGCCCUGGUGGGCAUGGAGAAGCUGGACUGUGGCCGCUUCACCAGCGACCACUGGGGGGUCUACUGUAGCUUUACUACUAGCUAAUCAAGACCUCCAAUAUGAUCAUCGCCAUUUUUUACUUAAUUCCUUUGCUUUUCUUUUAUGUACAAGUCUUAAAUCGUUCUAAAUAAAUA
This is a messenger RNA of Dunckerocampus dactyliophorus (ringed pipefish), 1276 nucleotides long. It is a transcript of the gene tdp2b, whose product is annotated as tyrosyl-DNA phosphodiesterase 2b. NCBI's taxonomy places the organism in Eukaryota, Metazoa, Chordata, Actinopteri, Syngnathiformes, Syngnathidae. Gene Ontology annotation, biological process: double-strand break repair. The record is from RefSeq and is a predicted model, not a curated record. Gene Ontology annotation, molecular function: 5'-tyrosyl-DNA phosphodiesterase activity; protein binding; single-stranded DNA binding. Bases 117 to 1187 code for a protein of 356 amino acids. The transcript has 7 exons. Gene Ontology annotation, cellular component: cytoplasm; PML body.